Carica papaya (papaya) is the source of this 1907-nucleotide messenger RNA. RefSeq lists its product as uncharacterized. Gene Ontology annotation, molecular function: RNA-DNA hybrid ribonuclease activity; protein-disulfide reductase activity; nucleic acid binding. The record is from RefSeq and is a predicted model, not a curated record. Lineage: Eukaryota; Viridiplantae; Streptophyta; Magnoliopsida; Brassicales; Caricaceae.
CCCGUUCCCUUUCCGACAUCUCGCUCUGCUCUGGUGUGGGGUGAAGUGUACAUGAGAAGCAGAAAGCAGCUCUCUUGUCUUUGGAAAGCUUCAUCAGCCAAUCAACUGUAAUCUGGGUUCAGCCGAACUGUGAUGAACUGCUUAUGGCGCGUGCAUUCUUACACUGGGGGCAUAUUUAGAAGAACAAGUCAUGUUAUUGCCAGAAGUACUCCGAGUCAAUGCUAUGCACCGUCGUGGAAAACAAAUUUUGAGCAUGCAAGUGUUAAGACAAUCGAUCUGGAGUUUCUGCUGACACGAUUGCAUGUCCAUUGCUAUUCUUCUGGAAGGAGCACAGGCAGAAAAACUUCUCAGAGACGGAAGUUAGAUUCUGAACCUGAACCGGUUAUGGACAAGGAGAAAGAUGCUUUCUUUGUAGUGCGAAAAGGGGAUAUUGUUGGUAUUUACAAGAGCCUCGCCGAUUGCCAGGCCCAAGUUGGAUCAUCGGUAUGUGAUCCUCCUGUUAGUGUUUACAAGGGAUACUCUCUAUCUAAGGAUACUGAAGAAUAUCUUGUCUCCUAUGGGCUUAAGAAGGCUAUCUAUGCUAUUAGAGCUUCAGAUGUGAAAGAAGAUCUUUUUGGAACACUUACUCCAUGUCAGUUUCAUGAACCAGCUUCUUCCAAGUUUGAGCCUUCUACUAAGAAUGCAUCCAAAAAGAGAUCAAAAGAUAUGCUUGAUUCAGAAAAUGUGGAAAAAAUCACUUCAGGAUCUAUUUCAAUCGAUCCUUUGAAGAAGGUUGCCAAGUUAGAAGGUCAAGCCGAGGCUCAAACAGCAUCAUCUCAUGAUCAGUCCUGCAUUCUUGAGUUUGAUGGUGCAUCAAGGGGAAAUCCGGGAUUGGCUGGUGCAGCAGCUGUGUUGCGAGCUGAUGAUGGAAGUGUGAUUUGUAAAUUGCGUGAAGGCUUGGGAACAGCAACCUGCAAUGUUGCUGAAUAUCGAGGCAUAAUUUGUUUAAAGCAUGCUCUUCAAAAAGGUUAUACAAGUAUUCAUGUCAGUGACUCCAAACUGGUCUGUAUGCAGCAGAUGCAAGGUCUAUGGAAGGUUAAAAAUGAGACUUUGUCCCAAUUGUACAAGGAGGCCAAAAAACUGAAGGAUAAAUUUCUCUCUUUCCAGAUCAACCAUGUUUUAAGGGAGUUCAACUCUGUUGCUGAUGCUCAAGCAAAUUUGGCAAUCAAACUUGCUGCAACAUCGCCGCCGUCAUCAUCUGGCGUCGUCUCCAGUACAGCAGCUGAUCUUGUCGGUGAAGAUGAUCUUGUCUACUCGGACCCACCUGUAACUCCAACUGUUAAGCCCUUGCUGCCCGAUAUUCUUCAGCCACGCGUCGUCGUCUAUGAUGGAGUCUGCCAUCUUUGCCACCGAGGAGUUAAAUGGGUAAUUGAAGCAGACAAGGAUAGGAAGAUCAAGUUCUGUUGCCUUCAGUCCAAGGCUGCUGAGCCGUACUUGAGAAUCAGCGGCCUUAGCAGAGAGGAUGUUCUCCGUCGAUUCUUGUUCAUUGAAGGCCCUGGUUCAUAUCACCAAGCAUCUACUGCUGCAUUGAAAGUGAUGUCAUACUUGCCAUUGCCAUACUCUGCUUUAAGCACACUGCUGAUAACUCCGACUCCCCUCAGAGAUGCUGUGUAUGACUACGUUGCCAAACGACGUUAUGAUUGGUUUGGAAAAAGUGAAGAUUGCUUGGUUUUGCACGAGAAGGAGCUGCUUGAGCGUUUCAUAGAUAUUGAUGAAAUGAUGGAUAAGGCUGAUUAAAUUCUGAAAUCCACCAAUUCUAAUAUUAUCUUGUUUGGUACUCGGCUGCAUGGUUAAUAGUAUGUAAAUUCUUACUUCUACCAGGAUUAUCCAAAACAAAAAUCAACCAGAAGAUGGUGUUCUUUUAGGAA